AUGACAGGCAGUGCACUCUCUGUCACCAUUGCAGGCAUGAUCGACACCGUGGACGAAUCCGUCGGAAAGCUGUUCGAGACGCUCCAAGAAGCAGGCAUGCUGGACAACUCCGUCGUUCUGUUCAGCAGCGACAACGGCGGUACGCCGUUCGGUGACCACUCGAGCCGCAGCUUCAACUGGCCACUGCGCGGUCUGAAGAUGUCGGUGUGGGAAGGCUCGACCAAGGUUCCUGCCUUUGUCUGGAGUCCCCUGCUCAAGGAGAAGCAGAGGGUGUCCAACCAGCUGAUGCACCUCACCGACUGGUUUACUACGUUCUACAGACUCGCCGGCGGCGACGUAUCGAGCUUAGAGAACGUGGACGGACUCGAUAUGUGGGACUACCUGUCGAACGGAACGGGUUCCCCUCGCACCGAACUUCUCUACAACAUAGACCCCCUGGAUCCGGAGGAGUCCUCCGUGGCGGCCAUCCGCAACUCGCAAUACAAGCUGGUGCUCGACGCCUCGGCUGCCGACAACGAACGCUACCGAACGACGGGUGGACGUCGUCCCUUCAACGACGUCGACGAGCUGCUCGCUCGCUCCAGGGCCGCCGAGGCGCUGAGGAAAUUCUACAACACGGAUCGCUUGGAGUUCCCCAGUGACUGGAGGCAGAGGGCGAGGCUCACCUGCGGGGAAGACGCUACUGAGCACUUUUCCCCAGAUGACAAGGUGUUCCUGUUCGACAUCGAGAAGGAUCCGUGCGAGUUAAACAAUCUCGCAGCUGACCACCCGGAGAUCGUGUCGGCCUUGAAGAAACGUCUGGAUUACUACCGAUCUGUCGCAACUCCUGCGUUGAGCAAACCUCGUGACCCCUUAAGCUAUCCCGAGAACCACAACGGAACGUGGGCACCGUGGAUGCCAGAUCCUUAA
This is a messenger RNA of Rhipicephalus sanguineus (brown dog tick), 909 nucleotides long. RefSeq names its product arylsulfatase B. Lineage: Eukaryota; Metazoa; Arthropoda; Arachnida; Ixodida; Ixodidae. The record is from RefSeq and is a predicted model, not a curated record. The coding region runs from base 1 to 909 and encodes 302 amino acids. The transcript is spliced from 3 exons.